Cooperia oncophora is the source of this 681-nucleotide messenger RNA. NCBI's taxonomy places the organism in Eukaryota, Metazoa, Nematoda, Chromadorea, Rhabditida, Trichostrongylidae. The record is from the annotation of a GenBank genome assembly.
AUGAUAGAGAAUACGAUCGAUAAUGUUUUCCAGUGGCUUCGCAUCGAAUUUGGUAAUACAGAGUCAAAACUUGCUUAUCUCACCAAAACAGAUCUGUUGUAUUACGCCAAGAAACUCAGUCCUCGGGCAGAUGAACAGAAUGCCAGCGAUUUGACUCCACUGCCAUUGCCAACAGAAGAGGAUAUUUCUUACGACACUGUGAUCGAAGAGUCAGAAGAGUUUGUUUUACCGGAGCCGAGAGAAUCGGAGCUGUACGAACAAGAAUAUGGAGGAGAAGAAAUAUUUUAUGUGAAUGAAGAACAAGAACUAGUAUCCGAGCAACCACGGAAGGAACAUAGACUUCGGUUGCUCAACUCGAUAAUAAGCAGAUGUGCAACUGUUCGAAUGAAUGCUGAAGCCUUGGCUGCGCAAGACGAUGAGGAGGCGAUGGAAAUUCUGGAGACAAUUGAUGAAUAUAUGAGAUGUGCUGCGACCGCAGCACCAAGUAGCACCUCAUUUGAAGUGGAACCUGAAGCGACAAAUGACGGAGGAAGAGCAAAUCCCAUGAAAGUUCGCUUUUAUCCGGGGAAGGAACUGAAGGAGUCGAGAUGGAAACUCGUUCCCGGUGAACACCAAAAUGGAGAAGCAUCUGCGCAUUGUGAAGAUGAAGAAGAAGAAGAAGAGGAAAUCACGGUCGAUUAA